AAUAGAAGUUGAAAUGUUGGAGAAUUAAAAAUCAAACAAUAAGAAUUUGUUUCGUCUAUUUUUCUUUUUUGACGGACAUUUGAAACUUAACGUACAUAAUGACGGAGAAAGAAGGAAAUGAAUAUGUUAUAACUGAAAUUAUUGGUAAAUCUGAAAAAAUGGGAGAAAAUUUAACAAACGAAGAUGCAUCUGCCAGUUUUGAAACAAUUCAUUCAGAAACACCAUUAGUUCGAAAUGGAGUUCAAAUUACUUCUAAGGACAAAGCAAAAAUAUUUAAUUUUUUAGUUGAUAUUUUGUUAAAAGCAACUGGCAAUGCACCAAUAAUGAAACAAAAAAAGUGGUCUGUCAGUCAAGAUUAUUGUAUUGGUCGUAUUUCUGAUUUUAUUAGAAGAUAUCUUAAAUUAGAUUCAAAUGAAAAAUUGUUUCUAUAUGUAAAUCAAACAUUUGCUCCUGCACCAGAUCAAGCACUGAAAAAUUUAUACGAUUGCUAUGGUGCAGAUGGAAAAUUAAUACUACAUUAUUGUAAAAGCCAAGCUUGGGGUUAAAAUUAUGCUUAUAUAAUAAUUUUACGAAUUAUUACAUAAAUAUAUUAUAUAUAUAUUAUAUAUGUUUAAGUUUAAAAAAUUUUAUUAUUGUAUAAACAUUAUUUGAUAAGU
Apis dorsata (giant honeybee) is the source of this 656-nucleotide messenger RNA. RefSeq names its product autophagy protein 12-like (gene Atg12). Gene Ontology annotation, biological process: C-terminal protein lipidation; nucleophagy; autophagy of mitochondrion. The record is from RefSeq and is a predicted model, not a curated record. Gene Ontology annotation, cellular component: phagophore assembly site membrane; cytoplasm; Atg12-Atg5-Atg16 complex. The transcript has 4 exons. The coding region runs from base 99 to 545 and encodes 148 amino acids. Lineage: Eukaryota; Metazoa; Arthropoda; Insecta; Hymenoptera; Apidae.